UUCUCCCCAAUCCACACCAUUCUCCGGCGAGUUUACCCCUCACAAUUUUCAAUCUCCGGCGAAAUUUUGCAUGGAAUCAUGCCUCCCGUCGUUGUGGAAGAGCUAUCUGAAGAGGAACAAAAAGAACUGUUGCUCAAUCCUCCUAGUCGAGAAAAUGUCUUGUGUCUGCAAUGUGAUAAUGGAAGGAAAUUCAAAUCUGUCAAAGACCUUUUGGAGCAUUUCAGAGUUGUUCACGCUGAUUUACCCCAAAACAACAAGAAAUUAUUUUGCAAUGACUGUUCAAAUCUUUUCCGCUCGCCGGGAGAACUGGCGGCUCAUCGUCAGUUCUUCAAACACCACUAUUGACGAACUAUGCUCCAUUUCCAAUCUUUCAUCAUAUAAUAUCAGUCAAUAUCGGGAAUGGAAUUGUCUCCAUGGUGAGCUAAUUUUUGAUUGUGGAGACUACAAGGCUGAAUCUGAAGUAUUCCAGAACCACAAAUUUCAGCCACUCCCCCAACUGCUAGAGGUGGAUAUGAGAGAACUACUUUUGAUAUUUGCUAGAGAUGGACUACUAGGGGUGGACUGCUAGAGGUUGAUAUGAGAGAACUACUUUUGAUAUUUGCUAGAGGUGGACUACUAUGGGUGGAUUUGAAUUCUUUUGAUGACGUUAUAUCACAAUAUUUUGUCAAUCUUAUUAGUCUUACCACACACCAUACUUUGUCAAUCUUGUUA
Molecule: messenger RNA, 711 nt
Organism: Solanum tuberosum (potato)
Lineage: Eukaryota; Viridiplantae; Streptophyta; Magnoliopsida; Solanales; Solanaceae
Exons: 3
Coding region: 71-568 (165 amino acids)
Source: RefSeq, a predicted model, not a curated record